This is a messenger RNA of Peronospora matthiolae, 645 nucleotides long. NCBI's taxonomy places the organism in Eukaryota, Oomycota, Peronosporomycetes, Peronosporales, Peronosporaceae. The record is from the annotation of a GenBank genome assembly.
AUGCGUGACUCAGGAGACAACCCGACCCCGCCGAUCGGCACCUCGGAUCAACGGAUCACGCCACGGAUUACGAUAGAUCAAGUUUUCACGCCGAUAAACGGUUCUCCCGAGGGUGAACACACUGUAUCGUAUCGAUACGCUUCAGCGGAAUCGUUAAAGGACUCGAACGAUUCGUUCGAGAUCCAACGGAUGUCGCUAGCACCAAAGGGCGCGGAUCUGCUGCGGAAGACAUUGGAACGGAAUGCAGCAGAAGCGCAAGCGGAAAAGCCAUCGGCACCGCAGUUUAUGAACAUGGUGGAAUCAGAUCAAGUGAAUUCUUAUUUUCGAGCUGCCAUGAAGAAAUACGAGCUAGGACAAGCUCACAGGAACGCUGGGAAAUCAGUUGAUCAUCAUCCCAAACCGGAGAUCCAAAUGUCGGACAUUGACAUGGAGUCGGUUGGAUGGCGUCCUUACGGAUUGCGUGACUAUGUUCAUGAGCAUCUGGAGCAAGGAUGCAAGAGAAUACCGCAGGUGGCGACGGCAGGAGCGGCAGAGAGUGGUGAAUUCGGUACCCUAAGGAUUCGAAUGUCUGUCAUGGCCGAAUUGAAAGAAUUGUUCGGCCGAGAGAAAACUGAGAACGGGCCAGAAAUUGGAUCAGUAAGGUGA